This is a messenger RNA of Neomonachus schauinslandi (Hawaiian monk seal), 3809 nucleotides long. It is a transcript of the gene CSF1R, whose product is annotated as colony stimulating factor 1 receptor. Bases 142 to 3030 code for a protein of 962 amino acids. The record is from RefSeq and is a predicted model, not a curated record. The transcript has 21 exons. Gene Ontology annotation, cellular component: signaling receptor complex; CSF1-CSF1R complex. Lineage: Eukaryota; Metazoa; Chordata; Mammalia; Carnivora; Phocidae. Gene Ontology annotation, molecular function: ATP binding; cytokine binding; macrophage colony-stimulating factor receptor activity. Gene Ontology annotation, biological process: osteoclast differentiation; positive regulation of kinase activity; cytokine-mediated signaling pathway.
AGGAAAACAAGAGAAACAGCCAGUACAGCAGAGAGGAACGUGUGCCCAGCGGUCCUGGUCCCUGCAGAGCUAGGAGCUGAGACCCCAGUGCCUUGCCCACCCCUCAGCCCUGCAUCAGCCUGCCACCUCCCCACUGAGGCCAUGGGCCCAGGGGCUCUGCUGGUCCUGCUGGGGGCCACAACUUGGCACGUUCAAGGAGUCCCAGUGAUAGAACCCAGAGGCCCUGAGCUCGUCGUGGAGCCAGGCACAACGGUGACCCUGCGAUGUGUGGGCAACGGCAGUGUGGAAUGGGAUGGCCGCAUCUUCCCCCAUUGGAACCUGGACACUGAUGCCCCCAGCAGCAUCCUGACCACGAAUAACGCCACCUUCCUAAACACCGGGACCUAUCGCUGCACUGAGCCUGGAAGCCCCCUGGGGGCCAGUGCCACCAUCCACCUCUAUGUCAAAGACCCUGUUCGGCCUUGGAAGGUGCUGGCCCAGGAAGUGACAGUGAUGGAGGGCCAGGACGCACUGCUGCCCUGCCUGCUCACCGACCCCGCGUUGGAGGCAGGCGUCUCGCUAAUGCGGGUGCGAGGCCGGCCCGUCAUGCGCCAAACCAACUAUUCCUUCUCGCCCUGGUACGGCUUCACCAUCCACAAGGCGCAGUUCACUGAGAGCCACGGCUACCAAUGCAGUGCUCGAGUAGGCAGCAGUAUGGUAACAUCCACGAGCAUCUGGCUCAAAGUGCAGAAAGUCAUCCCAGGGCCCCCGACCUUGACGCUGGAGCCUGCAGAGCUGGUACGGAUUCAGGGAGAGACUGCCAAGAUCGUGUGCUCAGCGAGGAACGUUGACAUUAACUUUGACGUCUUCCUCCAACACGGAGACACCAAGCUCACAAUCCCUCAGCAAUCCGACUUCCAAGGCAACCAGUACCAAAAAGUCCUGGCCCUCGAGCUCGAUCACGUAAGCUUCCAAGAUGCCGGCAACUACUCCUGCGUGGCCACCAAUGUCCGAGGCAUCAACUCCACCUCCAUGGUCUUCCGGGUGGUAGAGAGUGCCUACUUGAACUUGACCUCUGAACAGAACCUCCUCCAGGAGGUGACCGUGGGUGAGAAGGUCAAUCUCCAAGUCAAGGUGGAGGCCUACCCGGGCCUGCAAGGUUUUAACUGGACCUACCUGGGACCUUUCUCUGACCACCAGCCCAAGCUCAAUUUUGUCAUGAUGAAGGACACAUACAGGUACACGUCUAUCCUCUCCCUGCCUCGCCUGAAGCCCUCGGAGGCCGGUCGCUACUCCUUCCUGGCCAGAAACACUGGAAGCGAGCAUUCUCUGACCUUUGAGCUCACGCUGCGCUACCCCCCAGAGGUAAGGGUCACGUGGGCCGUCAUCAACGGCUCUGACGCCCUGCUCUGUGAGGCCUCCGGGUACCCCCAGCCCAAUGUGACAUGGCUGGCGUGCAGGAGCCACACGGAUAGGUGUGAUGAGGCCCAAGAGCUGGUCCUAGAGGACUCACACUCGGAGGUGCUGAGCCGGGAGCCCUUCCACAAGGUGAUCGUCCAUAGCCUGCGGGCCAUGGGGACCUUGGAGCACAACCGGACUUACGAGUGCCGGGCCCUCAACAGCGUGGGGAACAGCUCCCAGGCCUUCAGGCCCAUCUCUGUAGGAGCCCACACGCAGCUCCCCGACGAGCCGCUCUUCACGCCCGUGUUGGUCACCUGCAUGUCCAUCAUGGCCUUGUUGCUGCUAUUGCUCAUGCUGCUUUUCUACAAGUACAAGCAGAAGCCCAAGUACCAGGUGCGCUGGAAGAUCAUCGAGAGCUACGAGGGCAACAGUUACACCUUCAUAGACCCCACCCAGCUGCCCUACAACGAGAAGUGGGAGUUCCCCCGAAACAACCUGCAGUUCGGGAAGACUCUUGGAGCUGGUGCCUUUGGGAAGGUGGUAGAGGCCACGGCCUUUGGUCUGGGCAAGGAAGAUGCUGUUCUGAAGGUGGCUGUGAAGAUGCUGAAGUCCACGGCUCACGCGGACGAGAAGGAGGCCCUCAUGUCGGAACUGAAGAUCAUGAGUCACCUAGGCCAACACGAAAACAUAGUCAACCUUCUGGGAGCCUGCACCCACGGAGGCCCUGUUCUGGUCAUCACUGAGUACUGUUGCUAUGGCGACCUGCUCAACUUUCUGCGAAGGAAGGCCGAGGCCAUGCUGGGACCCAGCCUGAGUGUGGCCCAGGACCCCCAGGCAGGCGCUGGCUACAAGAACAUCCACCUGGAGAAGAAAUAUGUCCGCAGGGACAGCGGCUUCUCCAGCCAGGGUGUAGACACCUAUGUGGAGAUGAGGCCUGUCUCUACUUCUUCUUCAAACGACUCCUUCUCUGAACAAGACCUGGACAAGGAGGAUGGGCGACCACUGGAGUUGCGGGACCUGCUCCACUUCUCGAGCCAGGUGGCCCAGGGCAUGGCCUUCCUUGCUUCCAAGAACUGCAUCCACCGGGACGUGGCAGCACGAAACGUCCUGCUGACCAGUGGGCGUGUGGCCAAGAUUGGGGACUUUGGGCUGGCCAGGGACAUCAUGAAUGACUCCAACUACAUCGUCAAGGGCAAUGCCCGCCUGCCCGUGAAGUGGAUGGCUCCAGAGAGCAUCUUCGACUGUGUCUACACGGUUCAGAGCGACGUCUGGUCCUAUGGCAUCCUGCUCUGGGAAAUCUUCUCACUCGGGCUGAACCCCUACCCUGGCAUCCUGGUGAACAGCAAGUUCUAUAAACUGGUGAAGGAUGGAUACCAAAUGGCCCAGCCUGCAUUUGCCCCAGAGAACAUAUACAGCAUCAUGCAGGCCUGCUGGGCCCUGGAGCCCACCCGCAGACCCACCUUCCAGCAGAUUUGCUCCCUCCUCCAGGAGCAGGCCCAAGUGCACAGGAGAGAGCCGGACUACACCAACUUGUCAAGCAGCGGCGGCAGCAGUGAGCCAGAGGAGAGCUCCAGCGAGCACCUGGCCUGCUGUGAGCAAGGGGAUAUUGCCCAGCCCCUGCUGCAGCCCAACAACUACCAGUUCUGCUGAGGAGACGGCCAGGAAGCUCCGCUUUCCCCUUCCUCCAAGCUUCAGCUCCACCGUGGAUGGGGCACCACGGGGAGAACCUACAGACUCUGCCCUUGGUCAUUUCACUCAACAGCCCGGCCCAGCUCUGAAACUCAGGGAUGUGAGACCCACGGGAGUUUGGGGAGGACCCCGCUUCCGCGGCCUGGGCCAUCACUGCCAGUCAGGGGCUAGGGCUGAGCCCCCCCACCCACUGUUCUCAAUGCUAUGGCCUCAUGUUCGCUAUGCCAACUGGGAGAACCCCAGCUCACUCUCUUAACCUCGUUCCCACUUCCAGGCACCCCUUUCCCUACUCCCCGUUAUCUCGUUGGAAAUGGACCGGUUUUGUGCCUACCAAGUGCCCCAGUAUUGAGACCAAGCUCCUUGGGCCUUGGCAGAGUAGAAGGACCCCCUCUGUAGCCAAGUGAAAUGGCAAGAGCAAACAGGUGCUCAGACACUGUGCCUGGCUCAGGGACCUUAGAGCAGGGUGGCCCCUUUCUAGGAAUGAACUGUACCUCCUACUCCCCACCCUCUGGCCUUCUCUCUACAGCCCCACCCACCCUGGAUCUGGUCGCUACAAUGAGCCAGGUGGCAGCUACAAGUUCGGGGUUCUGCCCAGUCCCCUGUCAUUCUGAGUUGGAAGGCAGGGGGCCUGUGUGGCUGGCCACACCAAGCGAGCAGCAUGCACUCCACCAAGCUGACCCCCCGUAACUAACAGUCGCCCUGCGGGAUGUCUCGGUCAUUAAACUAACAGCAUUAACACA